Messenger RNA from Phanerochaete carnosa HHB-10118-sp, 690 nucleotides. RefSeq lists its product as uncharacterized. NCBI's taxonomy places the organism in Eukaryota, Fungi, Basidiomycota, Agaricomycetes, Polyporales, Phanerochaetaceae. The transcript is spliced from 5 exons. The record is from RefSeq and is a predicted model, not a curated record. Bases 1 to 690 code for a protein of 229 amino acids.
AUGCCCUCCGUCAAAAGAUGGCUGAUGAGGACCGUGAAGCUGCAGUCUGCAAGCUUGGCCGACAAGUCGUACGUCAUGAACGCCAAGGUGGUUGGCUUUCUAAUGAUCAAUUUCCACGAGUACAGACGGUUGCUGGGAAAUGCACGUGUUGAAUGCAUCGCCCUCGGGAUUGUCUCGCCGGGCAAACACCCAUCCGAAGUCGUCUACCAGGUUGGCAGGCUGUACUACGAGUGCCUCCUCGGAGCGUUUCGAAGCUCAAAAGGCCCUAUUCCCCGCCCUUACGACUACUCAUCUCGCCGAGUUUUUGACACUCAAGAUUUGGUUAGUUCUUGCCUGGAUAUGUAUGCAAAUGACUAUGAAACGGCGAAGGAGCAGGCUUCAGUUCGUGAUGGGUUUCGUUGCAUGGUGUCAAAGUACUUCAACGCGUCAUCCUUCUACCACAGUCCCCAUCUCAAGCGUACGGUUCUGGUGUCGAAAAUGUCCGAAGCGUCGGCGGAAGACAACAAUCUGUACGAUCCGGCCCAACGACAGAGGGGGCAGCAUGCGACAAGCGUAUUGACCAUCUUGAAUUCGCUUGGAAUCGCGGGCCUUGUCUCCAAGUUUUACGCGUGCGGCACGACUCACGACCUUUCCAACGUUCUGACAUUGCGGUGCGAGUUGUAUCAAAAAUUUGAUGGGCUGGAGUUCUAG